Andrographis paniculata is the source of this 753-nucleotide messenger RNA. RefSeq names its product 16.9 kDa class I heat shock protein 1-like. The transcript has a single exon. NCBI's taxonomy places the organism in Eukaryota, Viridiplantae, Streptophyta, Magnoliopsida, Lamiales, Acanthaceae. Bases 74 to 562 code for a protein of 162 amino acids. The record is from RefSeq and is a predicted model, not a curated record. Gene Ontology annotation, biological process: protein folding; protein complex oligomerization; response to heat.
CAUUCAGAUCAUCAAUCCAUCCAUAUCCAAUCCGCGAAAAGAGAUUCUACCUUUAAUAGCUUCAGAAAAUACGAUGCCAACAAUGCUGCCAUGGCUGCUCUCCGAUCCUUUCUUCAGGGAUGCAUUAGACAAGAGCGGCGUCAGUAUGGACUGGAAGGAAACGCCGGAAGCCCACAUCUUCACAAUGGACCUUCCGGGGGUGUCGCCGGCGGACGUGAAGCUCCAGGUGCACGACGGCAGCGUGCUCCACAUAAAGGCCGACAGGAAGGAAGACGAAGGGGAUGAGAAGAGUGCUCAUUUCAGAUGGCACUGUAGGGAGCGCGGUGGUGGGGGGAGUUUGUGUAGGGAAUUCCGGCUGCCGGAGGAUGCGGCGGUGGAGAAGAUAAAGGCGGCCAUGAAAGACGGAGUGAUGGUGGUGACGGUGCCAAAGGACAAGAAGAAGCAGCAGCUGCUGAAUAAAAACCAGCACCAUGUGCAGAGACGCCGUGCGGUGGAGAUCGGCGACGGUGGUCACGACGGUAAAAUUGGGCUCCGACGAUUUGUUUGCUGCAAAGCCCCCUGAUCAGAUCAAGCAAUUGAAUCAUGUGAAUGAAUUAGUGAAUGAUUUCAAGCUUUGUGAAUUGAUAAAAUGGAUGUAAUGGAAGAAACCCUAGAUUCAUAUUGUAUGUAUAUAUGUUUUGAAAUGUAAGGUAAAUUACGCACACAAACACACAUUCUAAUAUUGUCAUGUAUCAACUCAGAGAGAUAAAUAAA